Messenger RNA from Sitophilus oryzae (rice weevil), 1336 nucleotides. Its product is annotated as regucalcin-like. The record is from RefSeq and is a predicted model, not a curated record. The transcript has 6 exons. Gene Ontology annotation, molecular function: gluconolactonase activity; calcium ion binding. The coding region runs from base 313 to 1260 and encodes 315 amino acids. NCBI's taxonomy places the organism in Eukaryota, Metazoa, Arthropoda, Insecta, Coleoptera, Curculionidae. Gene Ontology annotation, biological process: L-ascorbic acid biosynthetic process.
UCAUUGGAUAAACGACCAAUAAUAAUAAUUAUUCCAAGUCAAAGGAAUAGAAAUAUUUUUUUGUACCAUUAUACAAUGAAAAAUAAUAGACAUUUGCAGAUUUGACACAUAAAAAGUUAAAAAAAAAGCAAUGCAGAGGGGAAAUGCAAUUUUAUUUAGCUGUCUUCAAUUCUUGAAUAUUUGGAUCAUAUUGUUGCUGCUUAAUUAAAAUACCUAUUUACAAACUGUGGCUACAAAACAAUAAUGUAUUUUCCUUUGGCAGUGCCUAUUAAUAAAAAAUUUUGAAGUUUAAGAAAUUAAAAAAACUUAAAUAUGUGUGAUAAAAAAUGUGGAUCGAAAAUGGCACCGGUAGUGGAAAGAAUUAAGGAUAUCCCUAAUAUCGAUUUGGGCGAGGGACCUUACUGGGAUAUCGAGACGCAGAGUCUGUUUUUUGUGGAUAUUGUUGGAAAGGCCAUUCACAAAUACGUUCCUUCAACAGGAAAACACACUAAGGCUGUGUUAGACAAACCCGUUUCACUGAUUGUUCCGGUCAAGGGACACAAGGAUAAAUUUGUCAUAAGCCACGGGAAGGAGGUACUGAUUGUCACCUGGGACGGAGUAAGCAGCAAGGUGUCCAAAAGAGAAAAAAUCGCCGAAGUCGACCAGGGAAUCGAAUCCAGGAUAAAUGAUGGAAAGUGCGAUCCAACAGGAAGACUAUGGUUCGGUACCAUCGGGCCAGAACCAAUCUUCGGUCAGAUAGAACGCCAUCGCGCUUCUUUCUUCUCUUACGACAACGGUAAGGUCAUCACUCACUUGACGAAGGUCGACAUUUCAAACGGAUUGGCAUGGAAUACGGCCCUAAACAAAUUCUAUUACAUCGAUUCGCUCAAGAAAACUGUCGACCAAUUUGAUGUCGAUCUUGAGGCUGGGAUAAUAUCAAACAGGCAACCAAUUUUCACAUUUGACAAACACAACAUCGCUGGCGUUCCUGAUGGUAUGACCAUUGACGCCGAUGGCAAUUUGUGGGUGGCCGUUUUUGAUGGUUACAAAGUUCUCAACAUCGAUCCUAGACGGCCUGAAACUCUCCUACGAACCCUCGACAUUCCUGCCAAACAGACAACUUGCGUGGCAUUUGGCGGACCAAACUUAGAUAUCCUCUACGUCACCAGCGCUAAGAUGACUCAAGAUGGUGUCGUGCUCCCCCCACCCGAUCACGGAGCCACCUAUAAAGUAACUGGUCUGGGAGUGAAGGGUGUGCCAGUCGACGAGUAUGUCUUGUAAAGACAAUUUUUUAUAAACGCACCUGUUCUUCAUCUCACCUUUCGAAAUAUUAAAAUAAAAUAUUGUUAAUUUAACA